This is a messenger RNA of Cantharellus anzutake, 1251 nucleotides long. RefSeq lists its product as uncharacterized. Gene Ontology annotation, biological process: lipid metabolic process. The coding region runs from base 1 to 1251 and encodes 416 amino acids. Lineage: Eukaryota; Fungi; Basidiomycota; Agaricomycetes; Cantharellales; Hydnaceae. Gene Ontology annotation, molecular function: oxidoreductase activity. The transcript has 4 exons. The record is from RefSeq and is a predicted model, not a curated record.
AUGACGCUCAAGCAAUACAAUCCCUUCUACGAUGGCCCAGAAUACAAGGAACGUUUGAGGAAGGACUACCGUAUCCCCACCAUCACCUUGAAGCAAAUACAUGAGGCGAUUCCAAAGGAUGCGUACGAAAAGAGCACCCUCAAGGGCCUCUCAUACGUCGCUCGGGACAUCUUCUUCUCCCUCCUCUUUUAUAAACUUGCUACCUAUAUCGAUCCAUUCGCUGAUUCACUCGAGCAAGGUCACUGGGUGAGAUUUGGGGUCAAAUGGAGUUUGUGGUCACUUUACUGGUAUUCUGCUGGAAUUGCCUGGGCUGGGAUGUGGACACUGGGCCAUGAGGCUGGUCACGGUGUUCUCGCGAAUCAAUCGUGGCUUAAUCAUGCCGUCGGCUUCACCUUACAUUCAUUCCUCUUCGUCCCCUACUUCUCUUGGCGGCACUCUCACCAUCUCCACCACAAGUCAACCGGUUCCAUUGAACGCGAUGAGAAUUUUAUCCCUUCCACCCGAUCGGAUCUUAAACUUCGUGACCCACGCAACGUUACGAAACAAGACUACAGAGAAAUGUUCGAAGAAACGCCCCUUUUUUCUCUUCUUCGCAUCUUCUUUAUGCAGGCUGUGGGGAUGCAAGCCUAUUUCACUUAUAAUGCCCUCGGGAACCCGAUGUAUCCUGCCUGGACGAAUCACUAUUCCCCUUACAGCGCACUCUUCAGAAAAGAACAACGUUGGCAAAUUUUCCUCUCUGAUCUCGGUCUUUUCGCGAUGGCGGGUGUCGUCUAUACUUGGAUUCAAUGGACUAGUCUCGCCACCAUCGUUAAGUUCUAUACGAUCCCUUACCUUUUGGCGAACCAUUGGAUCGUGAUGUUGACAUAUCUUCACCAUACCGACCCCACUAUGCCCCAUUUCCGCAAAGACGCAUGGACAUUCGUCCGAGGGGCAAUCACCACGGUCGACAGACCCCUUCUUGGGCCCCUCGGUCGUUUUUUCCUCCAUAACGUCUCUCACGAUCACGUUGCUCAUCAUUUGGUUUCUUCCAUCCCCCACUAUAACGGUCCUCGAGUAACUGAAGCACUGAAAAAGGUGCUCGGGGAGGACUAUAAUUACGAUUCGAGCAAUACGUUUAGGGCCCUUUGGAGGAGUUUCAAUGAGUGUAUCUUUAUUGAGGAUGAAGGGGAUGUGGUGUUCUACAACGAUAAAACAGGAAUGCCGAAGAGGACGUUAGAAGGGACGGAGUGGCCUGUUGCGCCCAGAGAUUGA